Molecule: messenger RNA, 3555 nt
Organism: Lachancea lanzarotensis
Lineage: Eukaryota; Fungi; Ascomycota; Saccharomycetes; Saccharomycetales; Saccharomycetaceae
Gene: AXL1
Product: LALA0S01e14576g1_1
Exons: 1
Coding region: 1-3555 (1184 amino acids)
Biological process (GO): peptide catabolic process
Cellular component (GO): mitochondrion; cytosol
Molecular function (GO): metal ion binding; metalloendopeptidase activity
Source: RefSeq, a predicted model, not a curated record
AUGGUGACAAACUUUGAGGUACCGUUCUACGCGCCCAUUUCAUGUUCUGAUCGCAGCACUAAAAUAUGCCAGCUUGAGAAUGGUCUCAUGGCUCUGCUGAUAUCAGGUCCUACUGACACUUUGGCUUCAUGUAGUCUAACCGUGGCUACGGGGUCGCACAACGACCCGCCGGAAAUUCCUGGGUUAGCACAUUUGUGUGAACAUGUCCUGGUAGCUUCGGGCUCCAAAAAAUAUCCUAAUGGUAACCAUUAUCAUGAGUUGAUCGCCCACAAUGGAGGUUCCCAUAAUGCUUACACAACUGGCGAAAAUACCACUUUUUAUUUUGAGCUACCAGCGAUCAAUGAUCGCGAUGAGUUGAUUUUCGAAAAGGCUCUUGACGCUUUUGCAUCAUCGUUCAACAGCCCGAUCUUCACAGAUGCGGUCAUAAAUCGAGAAAUAUAUGCUAUCGAAAGUGAACAUAAUGUGAAUAAGGCUUCUAUUAACAAAGAAAUGUAUCAUGCAAUCCGCCUUUUAGCCAAUACAAAGCAUCCUUUCAGCAGAUUUUGCACCGGAAACUUCGAAACACUCACAAGUGCGCCACUACUGCACCGGAAACCGGUGAAAAACUCGCUGGCCACGUUAUUUAAAACGUCCUAUCGGCCUUCGAAUAUGACCAUAUGCAUCAGAAGUUCUCACUCUUUGAAUGCACUUACCAAACUGUUGAUAACAUACUUUGGGAGCGACGGAGUGGGAGGGGAACCAGUAGUUUCACAAUUACGGCCUAAUUUGCGAACUGUUUCGUCUUCCAGAUCUAGGAUCUCUCAAAGUAAAUCACCAUUGUCCAGCUCUAAGAUUGCCAAAAAGGAAUGGGCUCCAAAGUACGGAGACUUGAAUAUUUUCACCUCCGAUACAAACGUUAUUGUUAUAAACUCUACGAGAUCGCCAAUUAUUAGGCUUGUUUUCCCUGUGUGUCACAAAUCAACCAGACUUUCAACGGCAGCUGUGAUGCACUUGAGCCGCGCUUGGUGCGAUAUUUUUGGCGAGGAAAGUGUAGGAUCUUUUGCACACCGUCUUAGACUUCAAGAUUUCAUCACGUCGGCUACCUCAUCACUGUCUGAGUUCGCUACCGAUGAGGAUGGUCUUACACUUGAGUUGGGACUCACACAGCUGGGCUGGAAAAGUAUUCCAACAGUUCUGGAGAUUCUAUUCGAGGAGUACAUUCCUCAAUUUAUUCAUGACCGAACAGAAAGUCUUGCAAAGUAUCUCAGUGACCUCAAUGCCAUCGACCUUUUAAAGUUUUUAUACCAAGGUACAGAAGUAUCUCCCAUGGAACUUUGUGCUGAAUAUAGCACUAGAAUGCUUCUAGAUAUGGAGGCUCUUAAGCCAGAGUGCCUACUCAAAGGUUCGCCAAUUCUCGAUUGCAACAGGGUAGGGUCACCUAUAGAGGAGUUUGCGGGAUCUACUGAAAGCAAAACCUGGUGGACUGGGCAAGCUAUCAUGUUCCAAAAUUUUAUCAGUGACUUCGUGAAUCGCCAAAAUGUGCGACUAGUGAUGCUGGGGGACUAUUCAAGCUCGACUUUCGUCAAGUCGAUCUAUUCAUUAACUCAAACUGAUGUCUACUUUGAGUUUGAUUAUUUUAAGACCUCAAUCGACAUGUUUGAGAUUCCCAGUCAUGGCGAACCUCUUCCGGGCUAUUUUUAUGAUGCUCCCCGAUAUGGUGCUUUUCUACCCUCUGCAGGAAAGAGUUUGAAUUUGAUAAAAAAAGCUCUUGCGGCGUCAUCUACUCGUGCCCAGGAAGCUUCUUUAUCGCUUGUGGCCGGAAGAGACCUAAUUCAAAGUGCUCCACGUUUAGUGAAGAAGAGCUUGACCUGUGAAAUGUGGGUGAAGGAGGAGGAACUUGAUUUAUCGUUUAGAUCCAAGACGAUGGUAAGUUUCGAGAUUAUCAGCAAAGAAAUUGGAGGGUCUCCUUCCAACACGAUGCAUCUUGAGGUUCUGGGUCAGCUGAUGGCAGCAUCUCUUUCCGCCGAGCUCUAUCCUGCCGAAAAAAUAGGGUAUACAUACGAGGUGUUCGCUUCAAACAAAGGCGAUGUGCGACUAGGAUUUACUGUUACAGGGUUUCCUGAGGGCGUCUUCACAUUAAUAACACUGAUAAUUCGUCGGCUUGCAGACCUUGCAAAAGUGGAAGAGCGCAUAACGCAACCUGCGUUUCGCAAGGCGAGGGUCGCAGUCCGGACGCAAUAUGAGGAUGCUAUCUCUGAAAACUGCGCUGCUCUAGCCACGCUAGGACUGCUCAUAAUGUUAGAGGAGUGUAUGUGGUCGGUAGAAGACCGUGUUGAAGCGCUCGAGGAAAUAGACAUUGUUUCUUUCCGUACCUUUUGCAACGAGUUUUUGUCGAAAUCGAUCUACUUGAAUUUAUUCAUCCAGGGCGAUCUUGUCUCCGCCGACUCAAUUUACGACUUUUUGGAAUCUGAGCUAAAAAGAAACCCUCCGACUGAAACUGGGAGCUUUGUUAAGGAGCCUGUGGCGCGACCGCUCAUCCCCGGAACUAACUAUUAUAUCAAACACCGAGGCUCGUCAGAAGAUCCGAACAAUAGCAUCGUAUAUUUCAUUCAGACCGGAGACCGUGAAGACAUACGUAUUUCCACUCUCACAAGUCUCACAGAGUACAUUUUUUCCGUUACUUUAGUACCAGACAUGCGCAUCAAGAAACAAAUUGGAUAUGCCAUCUUUGGAGGGCUCAGACUUCUAUCUACGACUGUUGGCAUCCAUAUUACCUGUAUGUCGGUUUCUCCUUCACAAUACUUGGAGGCCCAAAUUGACGAGUACCUUUCUUACAUGGAGCUUCAGUUGCUUGAGACAAUGACAGAGGAAGAUUUUCGAAAAGUGUACGUGGACAAAUUUGAGAUGAUGUGUAAACGGAACACGGUCAAUAAAUUACAGAGUACGGCUGGGCCGGCUGACGUCAUGGGUCAAAUCGAGGCUAAUGUGCGGAGUGGAAAUGUUUCAGAACAGGGUUCCUCAAUGCGAAUGCACAAACGCAUCAGACAACAAAUCUCUACUCGCAGGUACAAUUUUGACAUGGAUUCCGAGCCCAUCGAUGCAACUAUGCUGAGAACGCUUACUUUAAAGCAAUACACAAGCUUCUUCCGUGAGAAGAUAUCGAUAUAUUCAAGCACAAGAAGCAAACUCUCGAUCAUGGUUGAGAGCCCAAUGUGUGCACAACAGAUUUCGCAAAAACGGCUGUAUCUGCAGGUCGAGGGCUACUUAAAGGUCAAGGGACUACGUAUUCCAAAAUCGGAGCUAGAGAGAAUCGUCGAAGCGUCGCAGGGCAAUCAGCAGCGGUUGCUUAAAGACCUUCUGAAGCACUUCAUAUCCAACGGUGAGACGUUGAAAGUCUGUAACCUUGCGCUGAAAGAAGUAUUCAAGACAUUGGUGUCCUCCAUGAGAUCCAAGAGCAGUGUUGGUGAACUAAACUCACUGAAUGGAAUGAAUGGAAAGGUUAUCGCUGCUGUCCCACUGGUACAGAUCACUGAUUUUAACGAAUUUCGUAGAUCGCUCUUGACCGACACCAAGUAA